AUGACGGACGCAGCUGCAGCAACAAAUAUUGAUGCACACGGAGGCGAAGGAGACAAGUUCGGCAGAAUCACGAAAAAAUUUCUUCGUGAUCUAUGCAAGAAGCUCGAUUUAUAUUCAACGCCGUACCUCAACGACGUGUUGUAUCUACAUUAUAAAGGGUUCAGCAAAAUUGAAAAUCUCGAAGAAUACACAGGUUUAAAGUGUUUGUGGUUAGAGUGCAACGGCAUACGUAAAAUAGAAAACCUGGAUAACCAGAAAGAACUCAGAUGUUUGUAUUUGCAUCAUAAUUUGAUUAAGAAGAUUGAAAAUUUGGAUGCUUUAUUUCAUUUAGAUACAUUAGUGUUGAGUCACAAUUGUAUAUCAAAACUUGAGAAUUUAGAACACUUAACGUCUCUUAAUACUCUGAAUGUAAGCCACAACAAAUUGCAGACGAGUGUAGAUAUUGAAAUUUUAAGGAUGUCUAAGAAACUCUCCGUCCUGGAUAUUUCUUUUAAUCAAAUUGAUGAUAAGGAAGCUAUGAAUGUUUUUUAUGAAAUGGAAAAUUUGCGAGUAUUGACUUUGACCGGAAAUCCUGUGGUGAAGAUGAUAUCACCAUAUAGAAAGAUUGUAACUGUGAGCUGUAAAAAUCUGCAGUAUUUAGAUGACCGACCAAUUUUUGAAAAAGACCGGUUAUGCGCAGAAGCAUGGCAUAAACAAGGACCUGAAGCGGAAAGACGAGUUAGAGAGAAAUACGAAGCAGAAGAAUACGAGAAAUUACGCCAGAGUACUUUGGGCUUAACGAGGCUGAGGGAAAGUCAGCUUCAGAAUUAUUCAGACGUAAAGGACGAAAUGAAAUCAGAUGGAUUCUUUACGGAACAGUCGGAAGCCGUCAGUUGCGCGUCUGAAGACAACAAUAUGAAUUGUGUUGGCGACAGAGAUAGCUCAGACUCUGCGGCGGAAUUAGAUGAUGCUGAAGACAAUACAGUUUUAAAUCAAGGCAUAUUUGACGAAGAAGAAAAAAGUUCACAGGCAAACACUCAUGAGACAUCAACGUUGAGCAGCGUGAGCAAGGAAAUAAUCGAAACAAAAUGUACACAUCGUAGAGAAAAGGAAAUAAUAAAUACGGAAAGGCCUGAAAGUCCAGCAGUGCAUGUACCUCACCGUGAAAUGUUAGAAGUGGCAAACGAGUGUUCUGUAAAUAUCACUAACGAGACUCUUACUUAUAAUGGUGAAGAGUUCGAGAUUAGAUCUUCGAGUGACACACUAGAAGUAUCAGAUGACGUUGAAUGUUAUAUGUCAGUGCGCGCCAAUCGUCCGCUCAUUGUGGAGUUAACUGAAGGCGAGGGAGCAUCACAACCAGCCAGCGACACUGUCGGAUACUUUAAUUAA
Messenger RNA from Schistocerca serialis cubense, 1368 nucleotides. Its product is annotated as dynein axonemal assembly factor 1-like. The record is from RefSeq and is a predicted model, not a curated record. Lineage: Eukaryota; Metazoa; Arthropoda; Insecta; Orthoptera; Acrididae. Bases 1 to 1368 code for a protein of 455 amino acids. The transcript has a single exon. Gene Ontology annotation, molecular function: protein binding.